AUGGCGAAAGUCAUUUUCACCCCAUGGAAGGAACAUUCCCAGCUCCUCGCUGUGCGAGAUCAGUUUUACCCUCCGCUAACCUAUGACGGCCCCGAUCUGCGGUCCAAGGCGUGCGCUACGAUAUCCGUCUGGAAGAUCCGCGGAAACCUCCCUCACGCAGUGGAGGCGACGGCCCUGCUCACAGAUGCUAUCUUGCACGACGAUGCGCAGAAAAACUCCGUCUUUUCCAUCCGCGCCACCUAUUCGGCCGCGUUUUGUCGGUUCGUGACGGGCCUGGUGGACUCGAAACUCCACGGCCAGCGUAAGACCAUGUUCCAGCGCGCCGUGGACCUGGGUCUACCCGCCUCGUUCGUGGAACUGCGACACGAGGCGACGCAUCGCGAGUUGCCGUCCCUGACGGUGCUGCGGAACGCGACGCAGCGCUCGCUCGAGUGGCUCUGGGACUAUUACUGGGCCAAGACGGAUGUCGCCACGGUGCUGGGCCCGGACGCGCUGACUGCCCCGACGGAUGGGGUGGACGCCGACGAUGCGGAUGACCUGGAGCCUGUGACGGCAGUCGUCAGGCGGUGUCUGGAGCCGCUGCUCGGGGACGGUGGGGAGACGACGGAACCGCCGCGGAAGAAGCGCAAGGUGCAGCAGCAGCAGGCGUCGGUCGCGACGCAGUUGGUCUCGGUGUGCAAGAGCUGCGGUAAGGGGGGCGUUGCGCUGGCGAGGGUGCUCCUGGAGGAGGCAGUUCUGGUGCCGUCCGGACGUGGGCUUGGGAGUCCCCUGGCGGACGAGUUUGCGAAAUGGGACCGAUUCUUGCAGAGUAUUGCAGAGGGGUAUCCGCCAUUUGUGCCCGCCUUGUUGGAGGGGAUGGUCGAUGCGCUGGCGUACGAGGCCCCGUCCCAAGAUGCGAAGAACGAUGCGCGCUGCGAGGGGAUCUAUCUGUGGCUGGACCAUAUUCUUAGAUCGUCGGAUUGGGAGUCUCGACGGUGGUUGCUUCCGCGUGCAUAUUUGAAGUCAGUCUGUGAGGGGGCUACGAAUCACUGGACGGCGCUGUUGAAGGAGACGUUAUGCAAUCUGGAUGAUGGUCUGCCGCGACUGGUCGACUUGGAUCGGUCGAUGGAGACAGAGAUGGUUACGGAGGCAUUGAAGGAGGAUGUCGACUUGAAGGCGUUUGGAUCACUCCGAAGUACAACCAUCUCACCCCGCAUCGCUCAGCUGCAAGCUCCCUCUCCCCAUGAGCUUCCUCGCAAGAAACAUUCGACCGUCGAUUGUAACCCGCUCCCGAUUUACCCUGUCUUCUACACGAGUGUCGCAGUCCAGAAAGAUGCAUAUCCAGUCGAUUCCCAUGUGUACGUCAACCAACAUACCUGUAGCGUGGUGCGUUUGCUCACUUCCAAAGGGACCGGGAAGGGCAACAACUAUGCCUACCUGGUGACGGACGAACCGACCAAGAAGUCGGUGAUCAUUGACCCUGCUAAUCCGCCCGAGGUCGCCCCGGAAUUGCAAUCGCAAAUCAAGGCGGGCAAGAUUGAUCUCACGGCGAUCGUGAACACCCACCAUCACUGGGACCACGCCGGCGGCAACAACGAAAUGCUCAAAACCUUCGGCCAACUCCCCGUCAUCGGUGGAGCAAACUGCCAGUCUGUCACUAAGACUCCUGCGCACGGGGAGACGUUCACCAUCGGUGAACGCAUCUCCGUCAAAGCCCUUCACACCCCCUGCCACACUCAAGAUAGCAUCUGCUACUUCAUGCAGGAUGGCGACGAGCGGGUGGUCUUCACCGGCGACACCCUGUUCAUUGGGGGCUGUGGUCGCUUCUUCGAGGGUACGGCUCCCGAGAUGCACAAGGCGUUGAACGAGACGCUUGCGUCUCUGCCGGAUGACACUAAGGUUUAUCCUGGCCACGAGUACACAAAGGGCAAUGUCAAGUUCUGUCUCGCUGUUUCCCAGUCGGAGCCUAUUAAGAAACUUGCGGCAUUCGCCGAGCAGAACCAACAGACCCAGGGCAAAUUCACCAUUGGAGAUGAGAAGCUCCAUAAUGUGUUCAUGCGGGUUAAUGACCCCGAGAUCCAGCAAAAGACGGGCAAGACGGACCCGGUGGAGGUGAUGGCAGCUCUGCGGGAGAUGAAGAACGCUAUGUAA
This is a messenger RNA of Aspergillus terreus NIH2624, 2130 nucleotides long. RefSeq lists its product as uncharacterized. Gene Ontology annotation, cellular component: Las1 complex. Gene Ontology annotation, biological process: rRNA processing. NCBI's taxonomy places the organism in Eukaryota, Fungi, Ascomycota, Eurotiomycetes, Eurotiales, Aspergillaceae. Gene Ontology annotation, molecular function: endonuclease activity; hydroxyacylglutathione hydrolase activity. The record is from RefSeq and is a predicted model, not a curated record. The transcript is spliced from 12 exons. The coding region runs from base 1 to 2130 and encodes 709 amino acids.